Osmia lignaria (orchard mason bee) is the source of this 2263-nucleotide messenger RNA. RefSeq names its product anaphase promoting complex subunit 5 ida (gene ida). NCBI's taxonomy places the organism in Eukaryota, Metazoa, Arthropoda, Insecta, Hymenoptera, Megachilidae. The record is from RefSeq and is a predicted model, not a curated record. Gene Ontology annotation, biological process: anaphase-promoting complex-dependent catabolic process; protein K11-linked ubiquitination; positive regulation of mitotic metaphase/anaphase transition. Gene Ontology annotation, cellular component: anaphase-promoting complex.
AUGUCUGUGGAUUUAAUGAAUAUUGAUGGGAAUAUAAAACGGGUGCAGAAGGAAACUUUAACCCCAUACAAAGUAGCAACUGUCAUUUUAAUUAAAGAAUACUGUAAUGAAACAACAAAAGCAAUUGUUGAAAGACGUGACUUUUGUUUAGCUGCAUUAAAAUUAAUUCAAUCACCUGAUAUGGAGUUCAAUGCCCUUUUGAAUAUACUGUACUCUCCUGAAUAUAUUUUGCAUCGUUUUGCUCAUCAAUUAGAAGUACAACUAAAUGUGUUAAAAGGGAAAGGAGUUGAAGGAUUAUUAGAUUUAUUUGACAGUGUUGGACGUCUUAUGAAACCAACAAUAGAUCUUGCUUUACCCGCACUGAAUAAAAAUUCUGUUCUUGGAUUAUAUAUAAGAAGAGUUAUCAUUUUUUUCGAGAAGUUACCUUUUGAUCAAGUUGUAGCACUUUAUGAAGCUUUAAAAAAAUAUUUAGAAAGAAGAUCUAACGCUUCUGAAAGUUCUGGUAUUUGUAUGGGUUCAAAGGCAGAAGAUUCUUAUUCGAAUGAAAUUAAAACAACCUGGGGUGGAAGACAAGCUGAAUUACUUGUUGCACAGCAAGCACACGCAUUGCAGACAGACGAACACAAAGCAAUGCCUCCUGCAGAGCUCCAAGUUCUUGUAAGGGAACUUUUAAGCUGUAGUCCUUAUUAUGCAGAAGCUCAUUAUUUAAGUUACUUAAAUUGCUUAAGAGUUAACGAGUACUGUGGUGCUGUAGAUAGUCUAUAUCAUUGUUUUGAUAGAUUAGCUGCUAUGGAAAAUCGUUCUGCACCUGAAGAUAGGUCCCGUAUCUUUAGAUAUGCAGCUUUAAAUUUAGCAGUCCUACAUGCUCAAUUUAAUCAUAAAGAAGUAGCACAAGCUGCUUUAAAAGAAUCUAUCAUGAUGGCUCAAGAAGCUGGAGAUAAUGUCUGUUUGCAAUUAGCUCAUGCUUGGAUGUAUUAUUUAACUACUAGGCAAAAAGGGCCACUUAUAGAACGAUCUGUUGGUAAAGCGAGUAUGUUAGGAAUAACUCAUACAACUGGAUUAGGUCUUAUCGCGUAUGCUCAUAAUUCUGCUUUAGAAGCUAAGAAUCCAUCACAAGUGUUUGAGACUUUGACAAAAUCUGACGUUUUAAAUUGUCAACAUUCCAUGACAGAUUUAAUGUCAAUAACGUAUGCUGAGAAAUGUGCAUUAUGGGCGUAUUAUGGUAAAACCGAGAUGUCUUCGGUUUGCGGGCAAUUGUUACUUUUACAUAAUACAGGCGAUAAAAAGCAACAUAUGUUCAAUGGACCAUCUACUUGCCAGGCUGUUGUUAAUAUUGCAAAUAUUUUAGUAGAAUUUGGUGAAUAUUCCAUGGUUGAUAUUGUACUUGCUCAUGCCAAAGAUAGAUUUCCUAAUGAACCAUGUAAUAAGAUAUGGAUGUUAAGUGAGCAACUUUAUGUAUUUACACAAUUAACGAGACAAGAAAAGUGGAGCGAAGCCGAGGCAAUAGCGUUAAAUAUAUCAAGUUUAGAUUUAUUGGAAUGUAAAUUUAGGUUAGCAGAAGUUUAUUUAGGGAAAGGAGAUUAUCCCAAAGGUUUAGAAUGUAUCAACGGUAUUGAGAAAGAUGAACAAAUUACACCUCAAAAUAAAAUAAGAACUAUGAUUUUAUCGAGUCAAAUAAUGUGUGCAUCUGUUUCACCAGAGAAUAGAAUUGCGGGAUCCAAUUCUUUAGUGCUUCUAAAUACAGCCUUGGAAUUGGCUGUAAAAAAUCAUUUAUCUUACUACGAAGCUUUAAUUAAAAUGCAUCUUGCAAAUAUUCAGUUAAUAAUGAAUAUGCCGACUUUAGCAGUAAACUUAGUGGAAGAAGUAAUAAUACAAAUUUUAGCUCACGGAGGCUAUUAUGAUCAGGGUAGAGCAUUUGUUUUGUACGCGAAAUGUUUGGUUGCUACCGCUCCAGCAAACGAUAAAGCACGAAAAGAAGUUAUUUUAAAAGCUAUUAAAACACUUUCGAAAGCAAAAGAUUAUUUUAUGAAAGUCGAAGCGUAUGGAAGACUUCGUACGACAUUGUGCCUAGAAUCUUUAUUAUGCCAUGAGAUUGACCUUAAAACUGAACGAAAUCAAUGUGCUUUCGAAUUUCGUCAACUAGAUCAACAACUUCUCACAAAGCUGGACAACUUGUCUUUAUAUUGAAAGCAUAAGAAAAGAAUAAAAGACACAUGAAAUUUAAAUACCUCUUUUGUAUUGAUAAAUAAAGUAAUUAAACAGA